CUUCAGAAAAUUACAUUUUAUUUCCUGUGCAAGACCUGAAUUCAGUGUCUAAAAUUCAAUAUGGGAUCUAGUACAUUUCGUUUAGACGGUGGUGAUGAUGAUAAUAAGAGAAGCACUCAUUCUUACAGAAAUAUCAUAGUAGCAGUGUUUUUACUGUGCCUCUCAUUUGCUAUCGGACUGUUGGUUGGUCAUUUUGGAAUAGAAAAAGACUCGUCAGAAGAAGGUACAGAAAACGAUUCCGGAGUUUUCCUUCCCGGAGUACCGGAAGCGAUAGUGAGAGAAGCUAAUCCAUCUGUAAGCGACUGGAUCUUGCAGGAACUCAACCCUUCUAAUAUCAGAGAAAAUUUGAGAAAACUUGUAACGAGUCCACAUGUUGCUGGUACCGAACGAGACUUUGAACAGGCGGAUGAUAUCCGAAAAUUCUGGCUGGACGCCGGCCUUGAUGUUGCCGUAACAACGCCGUAUGAUAUACUUCUCUCCUAUCCUGAUGAUGUCGAACCCAAUCUAGUCAGUGUUAUAAAUUCAUCAUAUGAUACGGUUCUGCAGUCUCCGUUCAAUGAAGCUAAUCUUACAAAUGAAGAACGACCAUGGGAAUUUCCUUUCCCGUACCUGGGGUACUCCGGAAAUGGAACUGUUCGUGGCCAAAUCGUGUAUGUAAACUAUGGGAGACUGGAAGAUUUUGAGUAUUUACAGGCAAGCGGAAUACAUGUUUCAGGAUGCAUUGUUCUGGCAAGGUAUGGUAGAGGUGGCCGCUCCGGAAAGGUAAAAAGAGCAGAAGAUUUUGGUGCUAUCGGAAUGAUACUGUACUCCGACCCUGCCGACUACAUCGCUCCCUGGGUGACAGACGAUUACUAUCCUGACUCCGUUUGGAUACCACCCACAGCAACGUCACGUGGUAGCAUUUUUAGAGGUACAGGGGAUCCUCUCACUCCCGGAUAUCCUGCCAUAGCCUCAGCAUACAGAUAUGACGAGUCAGACGAAGAGUCCGAACUACCCAAGAUUCCGGCGAUGCCAGUAGGAUUCGAAUUUGCAGAACAACUACUUGGGAUGAUCAGUGGACCUGAUGCGCCACCGGACUGGACGGGUAGGCUUCUGAACCAAACUACGUACAAAACUGGCCCAGGAUUUACAGACUCUUCACUAGUUUUAGAAUUGAAUGUGAAUACACGAAAUGAAAGAAGAGUUGCAUACAAUGCCUUUGGAAUGAUAAGGGGCGAAGUGGAACCAGACCGCUAUGUAAUGCUUGGCAAUCAUAGGGAUUCGUGGGUUCUGGGUGCUGUAGAUCCUUCCAGCGGUACAGCUACAAUGAUGGAAUUAUCCAGGGUGCUCGGUCAACUUGUCAAGGAAGGUAGGUGGAGGCCCCGACGUUCCAUCAUCUUCUGUAGCUGGGGAGCGGAGGAGUUUGGACUUAUUGGCUCUACGGAGUGGAUUGAAGAGAACAGUAAUGUAUUAGACUUCCGGUCAGUUGCCUAUAUUAACAUGGACAUUGCGGUUACAGGGAAUUAUUCGAUUCGUGGUCGUGGAAGUCCCCCUGUUUUCACAGCCAUGUAUCGUGCCGCACAAAAGGUGCCUAAUCCAAACACGACUGACAUUGAAAACCCUACGGUUUAUGACGCAUGGUAUUCCAGAAAACCACUCACGAACCCGCAAGAUGGAUCCAAGCUCAAUAUUCCUCAGAUAGUCUCGCCAGGUGGCGGUAGUGACUAUGGAACGUUUCAGAUGCGAGCAGGGAUAACAUGUGCUGAUUUUCGUUAUGAUCAGGACUACUCUGGGGAGAAUAUCCUAUUUUAUCCACUCUAUCAUACAAGCUACGAGACGUUCUAUGCGGUGGAUGAACUCAUAGAUCCAGGUUUUGUUCUUCAUACCACUAUAGGUAAAAUGUCUGGAGAACUUCUUAGAGACCUUGCCGACUCCAAGAUCAUUCCAUUCAACAUGUCAGACUAUGGGCUAUUUCUAGACCACUAUACAUACGCUCUGGAGAAGAAUGCAACUAAAGAAAUUAUUGACUAUAAGCUCAACAUCACUGAGUUACACAUGGUAAUUGAUUUGUAUAAAGAAGAGGCGAGCAAUUUCCAUAAAAUGGUCGAUGGCAUAAAUACUAACAAUCCUGUUGAUGUGCGGACGAUCAAUGAUCAGAUGAUUCAAAUAGAAAGAACAUUCCUGGACCCAGCAAGUUUACCAGGACGGUCACAAAUUUACAGGCAUUUAAUUCACUCGACACCACAGUAUAGUGCAUUCCCUGAAGCCAGCUUUCCAGGAAUAGAAGACGCUAUUUUCAAGUUGAGGAGGGAAGGCAACAACCAACCCGACCUGAUACGUGAACUCCAACAUCAUUUCUCAGUCCUUGUCUUCACCAUACAGUCUGCUGCUUACAGUCUCAAAGAUUCUACUGCAUUCUUUAGAAGCACCAUGUAAAGAUUCAUACCUUCAUGAUUUAGAGUAUUGAAUGGUUUGAUUGAAUGUAAACCAUUUGUUGUACAAUUCUCCGAGAAAAAAAAAGAAAGAAGAAAAACCCAACAAAAAACAAAACAAUAAUGGUAUGACAUUCUGGGUCCGAAUUCGUCAAUAUUUAAUUUCGAAAGUUAGACAAAUAUUCAGUUUGCCAAAACUUCAUCCAUAUCCAAUUCCUACAGCUGAAAAUUUCUGAGCAAUCAUUACUCGAAGAUAGCAGAUUUCUGAAAAGUUUAAUUGCAAGCUUUGUGUCUUAGACGAUAACAGAUCAAGAUGGGAAGUUAGCAUUUUCAAGUCUAAGUUUCAGACCUCAAACGUUAAUGAAUACGGGCCCCGACUUCCAUAAAGAAUAAUUUAUAUUUGAUUGAAAUUGCAUUGUACAUUUACAACUGUAUUGUAGUUAUUAUAUGAACUAUUUGAAAGACGGUUGAGUUCUGGUCAACCCGGGGCUAGUUGGUGUGGACGGUAAGAUGCGUUUCCAUUGGCUCCAUCUACCCGAGCCUGUAAGAUUUUCGUUUUUGUCGUGUUGAGCAACCUUUUGAGUUUCAACUCCUUCUAUUGUAUACAUUUCUCAUUUAUUUAAUAAGUGAGACAAACAGUACAUCACAUCUUACAAAUAAUUGAUUAAAAUCACUUGAGAAAUUGGUUUCAAAAUUUAUUGUUCUAGGAAACUACAACAUAAUAUUGAAAUACUACAUUUUGUUACAUUCAGUAUAUUAUAUUCCCUGUGUUGAUAAUAAAACACGUAUGUGAAAUAAACAUUACGUAAUGCUGUUAAAAGAUAACGUGAGAAUGAAAUUAAAAAAAGAGCUUAUU
This is a messenger RNA of Mercenaria mercenaria, 3267 nucleotides long. Its product is annotated as N-acetylated-alpha-linked acidic dipeptidase 2-like. The coding region runs from base 61 to 2415 and encodes 784 amino acids. NCBI's taxonomy places the organism in Eukaryota, Metazoa, Mollusca, Bivalvia, Venerida, Veneridae. The transcript has 18 exons. Gene Ontology annotation, molecular function: carboxypeptidase activity. The record is from RefSeq and is a predicted model, not a curated record.